Alternaria burnsii is the source of this 1428-nucleotide messenger RNA. Its product is annotated as short chain. Gene Ontology annotation, cellular component: nucleus. Gene Ontology annotation, molecular function: zinc ion binding; DNA binding. The record is from RefSeq and is a predicted model, not a curated record. Lineage: Eukaryota; Fungi; Ascomycota; Dothideomycetes; Pleosporales; Pleosporaceae. Gene Ontology annotation, biological process: DNA-templated transcription. The transcript has 2 exons. The annotation marks the transcript as partial.
AUGGCAGCUACAACGCUCACAACGUCCAUUCUCCCAACCUCCACACUGGAGGUGGAGAAUGGUCGUACCGCUAUCAACAACGAGUUCAUUUACUAUGGCAGCCACGGAAAAGCCAUUUUGAUAGGUCUCGCAGCCACCGUUGCGAUUCUCUUCCUCAUCGUCUUAUGCAUGGCAUGCUGCUGGCCGAAAGAGAAGAAGAAAAAUGAGCGAGGAGCAUACGUGACCACUACUUAUCGGAAUGGGACUGGAAAUAAAGGGAGCCCGAGAUUGCCUUCCAACUCCACUGGUAAACAGGCGCAUGUGUCCAGUGGUCGUAAGCUGGAGUCGCCGAGGAACCAAUUUCCUACUGUCGUGGAAGAAGUUAUGGAAAGCAUCCACCAGCUGCGCUUGGAACUACCUACGACGGUUGAUGAGCCCGGCCUUGGAGAGUCGAUCGCCCACGGAAACGACGUUGUCAGUAAGAAUAUUCUCGGCUUACCAAGUGCAUCCUCGAAAGGCGCCAUCUUGUCACAAUAUAUGCCAUUGCAGAAGGACGCUGAUCACCUUCUGGAAACCUACUUCGGAAGUGGCACGUUUGUGCAACCUUUCAUUCAUACAAGACAGUUCCAACGAGAAUACCACACUUUUCAAGUUGAAUACUUUCAAGCAGCUUCAGCAUUUUGGCUGAGUACCCUUUUCUCUAUCUUCUCAAUCGCUGCGUUAGUUCACGAAGGAGCAGCAGGAAAGAAGACAGCGCAGACACCUAGCUGCGAGUUUUAUAAUGCUGCAGGAAAGCUUUUGGCGCUUGGUGAUUAUCAUGAUACGCAGCGAGACGCUCCGGAAGCGUUGUUACUGUACGCCCAUUGCAAAAGCCUCAGAAGUCUGGAUCCCAACCGCGAAUGUGGCGCCAUCAUCUGUACGGCUGUACGGCAUGCAUACGAACUAGGAUACCAUCGCGAUCCCGAUACCUUCGGCAAGUUCACAGUUUUCGAAGGCGAGAUGAGAAGACGCUUCUGGGCUUGUUGCAAGCAGGUGGAUACCAUGGUGUCUUUCCAACUUGGGCUUCCCAAUAACAUUAUCCUCGAAAAUUGCGAUACCAAGUCUCCCUCAAACUUACUGGACUCUGAUUUCGACUUCGACACUCAAGUUCUUCCCCAAGCUCGACCAGAGAGUGAGCCAACCCCAAUUCUAUGGUUCAUUGUCAAAGACAGGUUGAUGCCUGUAUUCGCCAAAAUAUGUCAAGCCGCGCUAUCUUUGCGUGUCAAGAGUGAGACGGAAAUCAUAGAGUUAGAAACGGAGACGAGAAAAGCAUAUGCGACAAUCCCGAAUAUCCUACGAUGGCGUUCAGUAUCCGAAUCCAUUUCUGACCCACCCUUCUUGGUCAUGUGUCGAUUCUUCCUCGAGCUUCUGUUUUUGAAAAGCUUAUGCAUCUUGCACCUGAAGAACAUG